Messenger RNA from Miscanthus lutarioriparius, 1848 nucleotides. The record is from the annotation of a GenBank genome assembly. NCBI's taxonomy places the organism in Eukaryota, Viridiplantae, Streptophyta, Magnoliopsida, Poales, Poaceae.
AUGGACGCGACGGGGCAGCAGGAGCAGCAUGCAGGAACUGGAGGCGGAGAUCGCUACGGCGUGCUUCUCUACUACAAGUACGCCGAGGUGCCCGACGCCGCCGCGCUCGCCGCGUUCUACGAGGCGCACUGCCGCGGCCUCGCGCUCGUCGGCCGCGUUCGGGUCGGCCCCGACGGCGUCAACGCCACGCUCGGAGGGCGGAUGGCCGCGCUGGAGAAGCACAUCACGGAGAUGAGCUCCAACGCCUUGUUCGAGGGCACCGAUUUCAAGCUGGCGUACUGCGACGACCCUGUCGACGAGAGGGUCGCCAGGGAGUGCGGCUUCACCUCGCUGUCCGUCCGGGUCGUCAAGGAGCUAGUUACCCUGUGCUCCAACCCCACGUCGGCACCACCGGAGAUUUCGAGUGCUGGGAGACACUUGUCGGCGGCUGAGUUCCAUUCGGUGCUCCAGAAUGUUGCUGGGACUAGUUUGGAUGCUGUGGCAUCUGCGGAGAAGAAGGAACUGGUUGUCUUGGAUGCAAGGAAUGUGUAUGAGACACGGAUCGGCAAGUUCAAUGUGCCAAAUGCGAAGACCUUAGAUCCGGAAAUUAGGCAAUACAGUGAUCUGCCUUCUUGGAUAGAUGAGCAUGCUGAGCAGCUGCGUGGGAAAUCUAUUCUUAUGUACUGCACAGGAGGUAUACGCUGCGAGAUGGCAUCAGCUUAUAUUCGCUCGAAAGGUGAAGGAUUUGAGAACGUUUUUCAGCUAUAUGGUGGCAUUCAGCGGUAUCUGGAACAAUUUCCAGAUGGUGGCUAUUUUGAAGGAAAGAAUUUCGUAUUUGACCACAGAAUCUCAGUGGGAAGCCUUAAAGAAAACAUACUCGGAGCGUGUUUGAUAUGUGGUUCUUCUUUUGAUGACUAUUCAUCGCGCUGUCGGUGCAGCCAUUGCAGAAUGUUGGUCCUAGUGUGCCCUACAUGUCAGGAUUCCACCAAGGAAUUUGCAUGUGAGCUAUGUCAAAAAAAUGGAAAAGAACCCUGCCAAAUAUCAGCAAGACAAGACUGCAAACUACAGAUAGGACUAUCUGAAAGCUUUGAAAAGCCAUCCAUAAGCAAUCACAAUGUGGCUAACAAAGUUCCCUGGAGUGAUGGUAGUGAGCAGCUGAAAAGGUUGAGGAUCCUCUGCUUGCAUGGUUUCCGCCAAAACGCAUCCAGUUUUAAGGGAAGAACAUCAGCACUUGCCAAGAAGCUGAAGCACAUCGCUGAGCUUGUCUUUGUAGACGCACCUCAUGAGCUUUCCUUUGUAUAUCAACCAAUCCAGGGCCACUGCUCAGACAAACCCUCACCUCUGUCUGUGACACCAAAUCGGAAAUUCGCAUGGCUCAUUGCUCCAAACUCCCACUGCAACCCUGAGCAAGACUGGAGGGCUGCAGAUGUGCCGUUUGACCCUCUUCAGUACCAGCAACAAACCGAAGGCUUUGAGGAAUCAUACACCUACCUUGAAAAUGCAAUCUCUCGCAUGGGGAGCUUCGAUGGAAUCCUGGGCUUCUCUCAGGGCGCUGCCAUGGCUGCCUUAUUCUGCAGGCAGCAGCAGAAGAUCUGUGGCUCUCCAAAGUUCAGGUUUGGGAUGUUCUGCUCCGGAUAUCCAGCACCCGUGGGUGAUUUCGGCAACGAACCAAUCAAGCUCCCCUCGCUCCAUUGUUUUGGCAAUGGGGAUGGUCAUGACAGGCAGAUAGCAAACAGGGCGAGCGCUGAACUUGCUGGUUUCUUCGAGCAGGAUUGCUGCUCCGUUGUUGAGCAUGACAUGGGCCACAUAAUCCCCACCCGGUCGCCCUACAUCGAUCGGAUAAAGGAUUUUCUUUCCAGUUUCCUAUGA